GCGAGCAUUAAGGCACCGCGCAUGCGCCGAGCCCAUGUGAACAUUUGUGCAGUAGAUUGAACUGUAGAAAGUCUAAAGCGCUGGACGUGUCAAGAAGUGUCAGUCAUGGCUUCCGUGGUCAGGAGGAUCAUCUGCAGCGCUAAGGCACCGGCUGCCAUUGGCCCAUACAGUCAAGCAGUGGUGGUGGAUAAGACCAUGUAUGUAUCUGGGCAGCUUGGCAUGGAUCCUGCAAGUGGGCAGCUUGUACCCGGUGGGGUGAAGAACGAGGCAAAGCAGGCAUUGGUGAAUAUGGGUGAAAUUCUUAAAGCAGCAGGAUGUGAUUACACCAAUGUUGUGAAGACUACAGUGUUAUUGGCAGAUAUCAACGACUUUAAUGACGUUAAUGAGAUUUACAAGCAAUUUUUUCAGCACAAUUUCCCUGCAAGAGCUGCUUACCAGGUUGUUGCUUUGCCAAGAGGGGGACGAGUAGAAAUUGAAGCUGUCGCUGUCCUUGGGCCGAUCACUGAGGUUUCUAGUUCCCUGUAAAAAACCAGUUACAUAGAAUCGUCUUUUUCCUUAGUAUUGCAUAAAAACACUGUACAAUGGGUUAAACAUUCCUAAUGUUUAGUGCCAAGAUGCUUCCGGGACAUUGUACAUGAUAUCUGAUCUGUGCAUAGGUAUUAAUGACUGGAAUAAAUGUUACUUUUCUUUUUAUCAAAUGUA
Molecule: messenger RNA, 702 nt
Organism: Hyla sarda
Lineage: Eukaryota; Metazoa; Chordata; Amphibia; Anura; Hylidae
Gene: RIDA
Product: reactive intermediate imine deaminase A homolog
Exons: 6
Coding region: 106-525 (139 amino acids)
Cellular component (GO): cytosol
Molecular function (GO): deaminase activity
Source: RefSeq, a predicted model, not a curated record